Messenger RNA from Symsagittifera roscoffensis, 921 nucleotides. RefSeq lists its product as uncharacterized. Lineage: Eukaryota; Metazoa; Xenacoelomorpha; Acoela; Convolutidae. Gene Ontology annotation, biological process: regulation of DNA replication. The transcript is spliced from 2 exons. The record is from RefSeq and is a predicted model, not a curated record. Bases 29 to 622 code for a protein of 197 amino acids.
AGAUAAAACAAACUGAAAGUAGAUUAAAAUGAGUAGAAAGGUUCUAUCCUCGAUUGAGGUGGAUACUGAAAAUACGCAUGUUUAUAUCCCGAAGAAAAAAGAAACAUUGUCGUCAGGAGUGCCGAGGAAAAUGUUCCGAGAAGUAUCGAAUGAAACCUCGCAUGCUAUCAACGGAAAUGGAAAACAAGUUCAGACUACACUCAAAACUGUGAAGAAAGUUGCGAGAGGGAAAGAAUUAGUGGAGAAGGCUACAAAUACUUCACCUGAAGUGGAAGGAGAGAAUUUAGUGUGUGACAGUUGCAAAAAGAAUGUUUUGCCAGAAAAUAAUACAAACGAUAUGGAUGAUCUUGAGAAACUGUUAACUGCUGACGACUUAGAUGACCAUCAGACCGAACAGUACUGGAAGUGGGUCUGUGAGGAAACCAGAGAGUGUUUGAAAGAGACCCUAGAAGAAAAGGAGCAGCUGGCUGGAGAUCUGGAAAAAGAGAGGAGGAAAAGCGGGUCUCUGGAGCUGAAGUUGGUCCUGAUGGAGGCUAAAAUAGAAGCGAUGAAGGAGUUUGUCACCUCUAAGUUGGGAUUAGAAGAAUUCGAGUUCUUAAACGAAGAUGAAGAAAACCUAUAAAGUCAGCAGACAAUUAUCUCACUUUGCAAUACAUAUUCCUAGUGCCUUAACUGCAAAUACAAAACACACUACUUUUCGUGCUAAAAUAUUGCCUUACUAAUUAGAUUCUAUUAUUAUGAUUUUGUAUUAAUAUUGAAUGUGCAAAUUAUUUGAGUUUUUUUUUGUGCUAUGUAGUUCAGCUCAGUUUCAGUUAUUUUUUUUAUUUUGUACUUAAUUCGUGUUACGUGAUGAUGAAGAAUUGAUUUUAUAGUUGUUUUGCUGGUUGUGCAUUUGAAGCUUGAUAAAUAUACAUAUUUUUU